UUCGGCAGCGGCCGUAGCCUGGCGGAGGAGCGGUGGGCGUGGCUUGGAGGGCCCCCGAGAGAAGUUAAGUUGCACCGUCCAUGCUCGGCUGCCUUGUUCUCUCUUCUCUCUCCUUAGGAGAGGGGAGGGGGGCGGGAGAAGUGGCUCCUUAGAGGCCAGCUCUAGACCACCUUGUUCUUGCUUCAUGAGGCUCAACCCCACCUGAUUGUGACCCUUGGACCGCUGCAGUUGGGGAGGGGCCCCUCUGGACAGCCCCCUCCCUUAGCCAGCAGCCGAACCUCUCUCUUCUGCCAUGGCUGACCCCAUAAUGGACCUCUUCGAUGACCCCAACCUGUUCGGCCUGGACUCAUUGACUGAUGAGAGCUUCAACCAGGGGGCCCCAGACCCCAUUGAGGAGGCCCUGGGGCUGCCGGGCGGUGCCUUGGACUCCCUAGCAGGGGGCGCCAAAGAGCAGCCGGCCCCUGCACAGCCGGAGCCUCCCCAGCCGCAGGCCCUUCCCCUCUCGGACACACAGCCCGAGGCUGUGCCUGAACUGCCGCAGCAGGAUCAGCCGGGGCUCCUGCAGGCCCCCCAGGACCAGGAAGUCCUCAGCCAGGGCAACCCCUUCAUGGGCGUCUCCUCUGCCACCACCACGACAGUUGCAGUGCCGUCUUCAUCUGCCGGAGGGCAGCAAGGCGCCGCUGUCACGGCGGCCCCACCUCCGGCCCCGAAGAUUGUCAUUUUGAAGGCGCCAGCAGGCAGCUCAGUGACAGGGGCCCACGUGGCCCAGAUCCAAGCCCAGCCCAUCGGGGCUGCCAACGGGGGCAAAGUGACCUUCGCCAAGGUGCUGACAGGCACCCCACUGCGGCCAGGGGUCUCCAUCGUCUCGGGCAACGCGGUGCUGGCCACCAAAAUGUCCCCUGGAGCGGGGGCCCCAGCCACACUCCACCGCCUGGUGCAGCCUGGCCGGCCUGUCAAGCAGCUGGUGCUCCAGCCCAUCAAGAGCCAGCCGGGGGGCAGCACUGGAGCCACGCCCCUCAAGCCUGCCGUCACUCUGACCUCUACUCCAGCACAGGGAGAGUCGAAACGCAUCACCUUGGUCCUCCAGCAGCCCCCGGCGGGUGGAGGAGCCCCAGGGCAGCGCCACGUGGUUCUGGGCAGCCUGCCGGGCAAGAUUGUACUCCAGGGCAACCAGUUGGCGGCCCUGAGCCAGGCCAAGGGCGCACCAGGGCAGCCAGCCAAGGUGGUCACCAUCCAGCUCCAAGUUCAGCAGCCCGGACAGCAGCAACUCGGCGGCCAGCCUGGGACCCAGAAGAUCCAGCUUCUGCAGCAGCCCCCACCCACCUCUGGCCAGCAAGGGACGUUGGGUGUGUCCUCCGUACAGCAAGCCCAGGUGGUGAGCGGUUCGGGGCAGAGAGUAACAGUCCCCCUCAAAGUCGUCUUGCAACCGCAGGCCAGCUCAUCACAAGGCAGCUCCUCUGGGCUCUCAGUCGUGAAGGUGCUGAGCAGUAGCGAGGUGGCCGCCCUCCCCUCCUCCAGCGGUACGGCGCGGAGCAGCUCGGACGAAUCCCGCAAGCUGGAGCACCAGAAGAAGCAGGAGAAGGCCAACCGCAUUGUGGCAGAAGCCAUCGCCCGGGCCCGGGCCCGGGGCGAGCAGAACAUCCCCCGCGUGCUGAACGAGGACGAGCUCCCCAGCGUGCGCCCCGAGGAGACAGGAGAGCGCAAGCGUCGCCGGAAAGGCGGAGGCGACCGCGUUCCCAAGGAAGAGCGGCCGCGCAAGGGCAGGGGCCAGGGGGGAUCGGGGAAGAGCAAAGGAAGAGGGAAGCCCAGCACCAUCACGCCAGUCGUAGGGAAGAAGCGGAAACGGAACGCUUCCUCAGACAACUCGGACGCUGAGGUCAUGCCGGCGCAGUCCCCCCGCGAGGAGGAGGAGAGCAGCGUGCAGAAGCGGCGCUCUAACCGUCAGGUGAAGCGGAAGAAAUACACUGAGGACCUGGACAUCAAGAUCACAGAUGAUGAGGAUGAUGAGGAGCUGGAUGUGACGGGGCCUGUCAAGACCGAGCAGCCGCCAGCCCCCGAACCACCUGCUCCGGAGCCGAUUCCCGAGGGGGAGACGCUGCCUUCCAUGCAGUUUUUUGUGGAAAACCCCAGUGAGGAAGACGCUGCUAUAGUGGACAAAGUUCUAUCCAUGCGGGUAGUGAAGAAGGAGCUUCCCACCGGACAGUUUACAGAAGCGGAAGAAUUCUUCGUGAAAUACAAGAACUACUCCUACUUGCACUGCGAAUGGGCCACCAUAGCUCAGCUGGAGAAGGACAAGCGAAUCCACCAGAAGCUCAAGCGCUUUAAGACCAAAAUGGCUCAGAUGAGGCACUUCUUUCACGAGGACGAGGAGCCCUUCAAUCCAGACUAUGUGGAGGUUGACCGCAUCCUGGAUGAGUCGCACAGCAUUGACAAGGACAAUGGGGAGCCGGUGAUCUAUUACCUGGUGAAGUGGUGUUCGCUCCCCUACGAGGACAGUACGUGGGAACUCAAAGAGGAUGUGGAUGAGGGGAAGGUCCGGGAGUUCAAACGCAUCCAGUCUAGGCACCCGGAGCUGAAGCGUGUGGCCCGUCCCCAGGCUGGUUCCUGGAAGAAAUUAGAGCUGUCUCAUGAAUACAAGAACGGCAACCAACUGCGAGAGUAUCAGCUGGAGGGUGUGAAUUGGUUGCUGUUCAACUGGUACAACAGGCAAAACUGCAUCCUGGCUGACGAAAUGGGCCUGGGCAAAACCAUCCAGUCGAUUGCCUUCCUGCAGGAGGUUUACAACGUGGGCAUCCGGGGGCCCUUCCUGGUUAUCGCCCCUCUCUCCACCAUCACCAACUGGGAGCGGGAGUUUAACACCUGGACCGAGAUGAACACCAUCGUCUACCACGGCAGCCUCGCCUCCCGCCAGAUGAUCCAGCAAUAUGAGAUGUACUGCAAAGAUUCCCGGGGCCGCCUGAUCCCAGGCGCAUACAAGUUUGAUGCCCUGAUCACCACCUUUGAGAUGAUCCUGUCGGACUGCCCCGAGCUGAGGGAGAUAGAGUGGCGUUGUGUCAUCAUUGACGAAGCCCAUCGCCUUAAGAACCGCAACUGCAAACUGCUGGACAGUCUUAAGCACAUGGACCUGGAGCACAAAGUGUUACUGACCGGCACCCCCCUCCAGAAUACAGUGGAGGAACUCUUCAGCCUCCUGCAUUUCCUCGAGCCCUCCCAGUUCCCCUCAGAAUCAGAGUUCCUCAAGGACUUUGGUGACCUCAAAACUGAGGAGCAGGUGCAGAAACUGCAGGCCAUCCUGAAGCCCAUGAUGCUUCGGCGGCUGAAGGAGGACGUGGAGAAGAACUUGGCCCCCAAGCAGGAAACCAUCAUCGAGGUGGAGCUCACCAACAUCCAGAAGAAGUACUACCGGGCCAUCCUGGAGAAGAAUUUCAACUUCCUGUCCAAAGGGGCAGGGCACAGCAACAUGCCCAACCUCCUCAACACCAUGAUGGAGCUACGCAAGUGUUGCAACCAUCCCUACCUCAUCAACGGUGCCGAGGAGAAGAUCCUGACCGAGUUUCGAGAUUCCUGCCACCACCACCUGCCCCAUGAUUUCCCCUUGCAGGCCAUGGUGCGCUCCUCUGGGAAGUUGGUGCUGAUUGAUAAGCUUCUUCCCAAGUUGAAGGCUGGCGGGCACAAGGUGCUGAUCUUCUCCCAGAUGGUUCGUUGCCUCGACAUCCUGGAGGACUACCUCAUCCAGAAGAGGUAUCUCUACGAGCGCAUUGAUGGGCGAGUGCGGGGGAACUUGCGGCAGGCGGCCAUCGAUCGCUUCAGCAAGCCGGACUCGGACCGCUUCGUCUUCCUGCUCUGCACGCGGGCGGGUGGGCUAGGCAUCAACCUGACUGCCGCCGAUACCUGCAUCAUCUUUGAUUCGGAUUGGAACCCCCAGAACGACCUGCAGGCCCAGGCACGCUGCCACCGUAUCGGGCAGAGCAAAGCGGUGAAGGUCUACCGUCUCAUCACCCGCAACUCCUACGAGCGAGAGAUGUUUGACAAAGCCAGCCUCAAGCUGGGGCUGGACAAGGCCGUCCUGCAGUCCAUGAGCGGGCGAGAGGGCAGCAUUGCCGGGAUCCAGCAGUUUUCAAAGAAGGAGAUUGAAGACCUGCUGCGGAAGGGAGCCUACGCUGCCAUCAUGGAAGAGGACGACGAGGGCUCCAAGUUCUGUGAAGAGGACAUUGACCAGAUUCUGCUGCGGCGGACAACCACUAUCACCAUUGAGAGCGAAGGGAAGGGCUCCACUUUCGCCAAGGCGAGCUUUGUGGCCUCAGAGAACAGGACGGACAUCGCCUUGGACGACCCCAACUUCUGGCAGAAGUGGGCCAAGAAGGCAGACUUGGACCUGGAUAUGCUCAACAGCAAGAACAACCUGGUGAUUGACACCCCCCGUGUUCGCAAGCAGACGCGACACUUCAGCACCCUGAAGGACGACGACCUGGUGGAGUUCUCCGAUCUGGAGAGUGACGACGAUGACCGGCCGCGCUCGCGGCGCCACGACCGCCACCACCACCCGCUCCACCAUUCCUACGGGCGCACGGAUUGCUUCCAGGUGGAGAAACAACUGCUAGUCUAUGGCUGGGGACGCUGGCGGGAGAUCCUGUCGCAUGGACGGUUCAAGCGGCGCAUGUCUGAACGGGACGUGGAGACCAUCUGCAGGGCCAUCCUCGUCUACUGCUUGAUGCACUACCGGGGCGACGAGAAUAUCAAGGGGUUCAUCUGGGAUCUCAUCAGCCCGGUUGAGAACGGCAAAGCCAAGGAACUUCAGAACCACUCCGAGAGCCAUGCCCCUGCUCUGAGCUCACUUCCUGUUCCUCGGGCAGGCCUGUCCAUCCCAGUCCCACGAGGCCGCAAAGGGAAGAAGGUCAAGUCCCAGACCACUUUCGACGUCCAGAAAGCCGAGUGGAUCCGCAAGUACAACCCCGACACCCUCUUCCAGGAUGAGGGCUACAAGAAGCACCUCAAGCACCAAUGCAACAAGGUUCUCCUACGUGUCCGUAUGCUGUAUUACCUGCGCCAGGAGGUGAUCGGGGACCAAGCCGAGAAAGUUUUGGCAGGCACUAUUUCCAGUGAAAUCGACAUGUGGUUCCCACUGGUGGACCAAGCAGAGGUCCCCACAGCCUGGUGGGAUACAGAAGCUGACAAGUCUUUGCUCCUUGGGGUUUUCAAACAUGGCUAUGAGAAGUACAACACCAUGCGAGCGGAUCCUGCGCUCUGCUUCCUGGAGAAGGCUGGUCGCCCUGACGACAAGGCCAUCGCCGCCGAGCAUCGCCUGGAUGUGGGAGAGGGGGUCGAUUUCGAUAAGGACUGCGAGGACCCGGAGUACAAACCAGUGGGAGGCCCCGCCAAGGAGCCGGAUGAUGAGGGUGACCCACUGAUGAUGAUGGAUGAGGAAGUAUCUGUGGUGGACGGUGAAGAAGGUCAGCCGGGGAACCUGUUCUGGCCCCCAGCCUCGGCCAUCACGGCUCGCUUGCGGAGACUGAUCACCGCCUUCCAGCGGAGCUACAAACGCGAGCAGCUGAAGAUGGAGGCGGCAGAACGAGGGGACCGGCGGCGCCGGCGCUGUGAGGCCGCAUUCAAGCUGAAGGAGAUGGUGCGGCGAGAGAAGCAACAGAGGUGGACACGCCGAGAGCAGUCCGACUUUUACCGCGUUGUCUCCACGUUCGGGGUGGAGUACGACCCAGACACCAUGCGCUUCCACUGGGGCCGCUUCCGGGCCAUGGCCCGGCUGGAGAAGAAGACGGACGAGAGCCUCGCCAAGUAUUUCCACGGCUUCGUGGCCAUGUGCCGGCAAGUGUGCCGGCUGCCUCCCGCAGCAAGCGAUGAGUCUCCAGACCCGACGCUGUUCAUUGAGCCCAUCACGGAGGAGAGGGCUUCGCGUACUCUGUACCGCAUUGACCUCCUGCGGCGCUUGCGGGAACAGGUCCUGUGCCACCCGCUCUUGGAAGAGCGCCUCGCCCUCUGCCAGCCCCCGGGCCCCGAGAUGCCUCCCUGGUGGCAAUGCGGGCGCCACGACGGAGAGUUGCUGCGUGGCGUGGCCCGCCACGGCCUCAGCCAGACCGACGCCACCAUCAUGCAGGACCCGGACUUCUCCUUCUUGGCCGCUCGACUCAACCACAUGCACAGUCGGGCGGGGAGCACAGGGACGCUGCCGCCGCCGCCUCCCCCGCCGCAGGCUUUGGGGCUGCCUCUUCCCGGGGCUGCCGUGGUGACAGCGGCCGCUCCUCCUGCCCCCCUGCUCUUGCCGCCGCCCUUGCAUGAGCUCCCCACUCCGCGACAACAGCCCACAGCCCUCCCCAUUAAAGUUGAAUCGGUGGACGACUCUGACUCGGAGCUGGACCUCAGCAAGAUCUCCGCUUCUUCGUCUUGCUCUUCUACUUCGGGGUGCUCGGAUGAUAGCGACGGCGAAGAGGCCUCUUGCGGCGGGAAACUGUUUGAGGAGGAAGAGUCGUCGCUUCUCUCUCUGCCCACCUCCCACGAGGGCAACUCUCCGCAGCCCAGCGCCUCUGACCUGCUGUUACAGGAGCGCCAGCGGGCCCACGAGUGGCCAAAGGACCGAGUGCUCAUCAACCGCAUCGACUUGGUAUGUCAAGCCGUGCUCUCUGGGAAAUGGCCGACAGCACAGCAGGGCCAGGUGGGAUCCUGCCUCAUGCAGGGAGAAGGCCUCCCACGCCUACACGGGGAGUACACCAGCUCUCCCAUCCCCCACAUCUGCCCCCUGGCGUCGCAGGAAGAAGGGGCCGCCUCCUUCACCCGCCUCCGGCACAGCGGGCAAGAGAAGGAGUUUACCGUGCAGAUCAAAGAUGAAGAGGGAAUCAAGCUGACCUUCCAGAAGCACAAGCUGGUCCCCAACGGCACUAUGCGCGACCGUCCCGCUCUCACUCAGAAGAAGAGCAGCAAGAAGAUGGUGGAGCUGGAGCUGCAGUGUCUGGAGGCACUGAGAGGCCCCGAUAUCGACCUCGAGGCCCGUAUCCCUGUGGUGAACAAGACGGACGGGAAGCUGUUAGUGGGUGACGCAGCCCCCCGGCGAGCUGACCUUGAGGUGUGGCUGCAGGCCCACCCAGAGUACGCUGUCGACCCUCGCUUUUUGGCGUACAUGGAGGAACGGCGGAAGCACAGGUGGCCUCGCUUUCCCAAGCCUGUUCCGAUAGAGCCGGCCUGCCUGAUGGGUCUGGAGCGGAUGCAGGCAGCCAGCAUCUCUGCUAACGGCAAGAAGAGCUUCCUGCCCGAUCCCACCAUGAACCGCCUCCUUCCCGGACCAGUUGGGGCCGAGAGUGCCCAGAAGCGGGGCCGCCAGACCCCCAUGGAGUUUUCCAACAUGAUGGCUCUGAUGGGUGCCGGACGGGUCCAGCUGGGCGCCGCGGGGCCCCUCUCCUUGCACCAUGCCCACUUCCAGGCCAGCACGGCACACGGCUCUCCCUUACAGUACAUGCCCUUUUCGACUGCCGCCUCAGCCUCUGCCGCCUCUUCCUCCGCUGCCGCAGCCCUGCUUCACCCCGGCUUGGGCCACCCCGGCUACGCCACAGGUGCCUUGCACCUGGGCCACCCGCAGCCCGUGGACGACGACGACGAGGAAGACGAGAUGGACGACUUGUCUCAGGGCUACGCCAGCUCGGAGCGGGACUUCUCCUUGCUCGACGACGACCCCAUGAUGCCGGCCAACUCCGACUCCAGCGAGGACGGCGAUGAGGAGGGCGACGACUGAGCAUUUUUCGUGCCCACAAAUGGGCAGGACGCAAAACAGGGUCCAGUUGGCUGGGACUUAGCCGUCUCCUCAAUGUUGAAUUUGGCAGGCCCAGGGACAGGCCAGUUGGGUUCUCCCUCGUUCCGACACACACGUGGCUUGCGGGAAGGGCAAAAAACAAGAGGUUCCUUCCAGCCCGGGAAGGUCCGGUUAGGCAACCGCUCUCCUUGCGUGGCUUACUGUUUUUCUUUUUUAAAAAAAAAAUAUGGCUGUUGGUUUGGUUGGCGAGCCCUGCCGGCAUUUGGUAUCCAUUGUGAAACUGUUCUUGUGAGCUGCAGUCUUGAUCUGCCUGGGCAGCAAGACCACAGCGGGGGCCCUGUGUCUAGUCGAGACGAUCUGGGUAUAGUUAGCAGCUCCUCUUCUCCCCCUGCCCCACUCCCUUUUGGCUCUCCCCCCACAGCCUGUUCCAUUUCUCUCCUGCCCUUCCCUCCCUCCCUCCCACCCCAGGUUCCUGUGCUGUAACAUAAAUGCGAAAAGAGGGUGGGGCCUCCCCCUUUCUCUCCGUCCCCCUGUCUCCAUGUGGGUGGGGUUUAUAUUUAUAAAUAUGUAAUAUGUCUUGUGUAAUAUGGCCGAGGCUGUGGGGUUGAACUUGUGGGGGAGUCGAGUCACGGAGGGUGGGUUUAUGGGGGGGUGGGGUGGCAAGGGGCUGUGGGGGGAAGAGAAGGUAGAGCUUCCUGUAGCUGGAUUUCUCCUUUUUUUCUUUCAUUUUUUAAUAAAAGGAACAAAAUGCACACAUACACACACACACGGGAGAGAAAAAAACCAAUUCUACCCCCCAUCCUACUCCUCCAUGCUGUUGUAUCAAUUGCAUAAAAAUCUUCCUGAGAAUUGGAACGUGCAUCUGUGUUGUCUGGUGUGUCUUUCUCUCUCUUUCUCACCAGGGUUGGGGGCAUGGUGGUGGCAGUGACUUCGUCCUUGCAAGUAAAGAGUCAUGUGAAGUCCAAGUAAAGACUUAGGAUCUAGACAGUGCCCCCCCCCACACUUCCUAAGAGGUAGCAUAUCUGUUUGGGACAACUCAUACCUGUUUUAGUAGCAGAACUCAUGCUUUGUACACCAAAGGUCCCAAGUUCAGUCAAAGUCUGGGAGAAGGAAGAUCCUCUUUCAAACCCGGGGAAAGUGCUGUCAGGCAGUGUACAAUACUGAGCUAGACUGCCCAGUAGUCUGAUUCGGUGUAAGUUAGCCACCUGUGUUGUAACAACUUCAUACCCUCAAACUCUCCCUACCAUCAAUUCAGGCUGCAAUUUUUGGGCAUGCUUUCCGGGCAAUAAUGUCCACUGUGUCCUUCAGCACAUGUCCUUAGGAGCAUUCUUCAUAGUGCCCUGUUUUUGCUCUGAUCCUGAAAUGCCUACCUUCCAUCAGAAGGGCCACAGCUCAGCGGAGGAGCAUCUGCUUUGCGUGUAGAAAGUCCCAGGUUCAAUUGCCUACAUCUCCAAGGGGGGUUGAGAGAGAUCUCUGCUGGAACCCCUGAAGACCCACUGCCAGUCAGCGUCGACAAUAUCGAGCUUGAUGGUCCCGUGGUCUGACUCAGUACGACUUCCUGUGUUCCAAUAGAUGGACUGUAGCUCUCCCACUGAGAAUUGGAAUUGUAAAGUUUUUUGGAGAGGGACCCUGAGGGUCAUCUAGUUCAACACCCUGCAGUGCAGGAAUAUGCAGCUGUCCCAUACGGGGAUUGAACCUGCAGCCGUGGCAUUGGCAGCAGCACACUGAGCUAUCCAGGCUGCUUCUCCCUUUAAAAAAUGGAAAUGCUGCAAGGAUGAUUUCUCAGCCAAGCAAUUUUCCCAUGCUGCCUGUUCCUUUUUUGCAAGUUGCUGUAAGGUGAGAAGUUGAGGCACUUAGAGGCACGCUACCUCUUGACAGCUGUGGUAAAACAAAGCUAUCAUGGCUAAAAGUGUGAGUCUUCCAUAUAUCUGAUCCUCUUUGAAACUUUAGCUGUCAAAUGUGAUGCUGGUUUGUUUGGAACAACGGCUUGGGUUCAAGACAGAAUAUUUAUCCAUCCCUCUUUUCGCUGGCUACCUGCAUCAGUUCAGGCAUGAAGCACCUUGAAAGAAGGGACCCAGAGCCAAAACGGACUUCCUAAAGAGAAAUAAAGGUGCUUUGACAUACAAUUGUGGUUCCUUAUGCAACAGCAAGGUCACAGUGAAUGUGUUUCUGGAGAUAGGAUGGGGCGCUCUGCAGAGGUACAAAAACCUAUUUGGAAAUGUAUCGCUUGACAACUAUGGGCUUUGAAGAGAAUAAGGUUUGCCUUAUUCUACCAAACUACCGUAGAUUUCCUUCUGUUCCAGUGCUUCACUGUUUCCAACAGCCAGCUACAUGUCUACAGUUCAGCAGGUGGUGUGCUCAGCCAUUUGAGCCCAGGAUCUCACAUGUAGAGUCCAAAUAUUAUGGUUGAUAGUUGUUGCUCAUUACUGGUUCAAUCCCUGGCAUCUCCAAGUAGGGCUGGGGAAAAGACCCCCCAUCUGAAAUCAUGGAGAGAACCUGACAGUCGCUAUAUAGGCAGUGGUGGAGAGCUGCCUUAGUAGGGCAGCUAGCUUUGACGUUAACACUUUCUUUUCUCACCCUGCCCCCCCCCAAAAGCCCUACUCUGCCUUUAAGAGCUAGCAUAACACUUCUAACAGAAUGAGCUAGAGGUGCUUCAAAGUUCAAGCAGCAAAUACAUUGUUUGGUGAUUUCGUUUGCUGAAAAAUGAGGUGCCAGCAUUCAUAGCUUGAUAAAAAUGCUGUGGGUGCCAGAACAGGUGCCAUGGACAAAAAAAUUGUGGCACUUCGUACGAUUGAGUACCAUCUCUCACACACUAAGCACUGGCUUUUAAUGGACAAAGGAGUGUGAGGGACAGGGGAUACCGGGAGGUCCCUCCCAUCUUAAGUACCAGCUCAUCGACAAGCGCUGGGGAAAGCAGGGAGAGUUCCGCCUCAAGCAGAGACUCAGGAAGUGGUGACCGAGGCUCCGGCAAGGUAGCGGAGCCCAUGCACAAGGUGGGACAGGAAGGGGGGAGCAAGGGGGGAAGGCCGAUCCCGCCGACCCCGGAAUUACGCAAGAAACGUGGGAGGAGAUUAGGUCUUCCCAAACUUCUUUGCUGGAAGAAAACACGCCAACCUCC
Messenger RNA from Zootoca vivipara (common lizard), 10871 nucleotides. RefSeq names its product chromodomain helicase DNA binding protein 8 (gene CHD8). Lineage: Eukaryota; Metazoa; Chordata; Lepidosauria; Squamata; Lacertidae. Gene Ontology annotation, molecular function: protein binding; ATP binding. The record is from RefSeq and is a predicted model, not a curated record. Gene Ontology annotation, biological process: chromatin remodeling.